GUGAAAGCCACUCCUAUCUUAUCAUACUUGCAGUGACCGAGACAUCACCACUGCGAUGUAGGAAGGAUCAAUGGAAGGAGACGGAUGGCAACAGCGAGGGAGGGUCAGGGCGUGCUUCGGAUUCACUUAUGCCCGCGAUUAGCAGAUGAUCGGUGCCGCCUCCAGAACAGCAAGGGUCAGGGCGUAGCUGACGAGGGAGGCGGGGGCGCCCCACCGGCGAGCGGGCGGGGGUAGGCUGUGGAGUGCAUCCGCGAGCAGCGGGAGGAAGGAAGGUAUGGAUAGCGCAACGCCCCACCGGCGAGGAGGUGGCCCUCCCGUCGGGGGUAGGCUGUGGAUAGCGCAUGCCAGCGUAGCCCUCCCGUCGGGGCCGGAAUCACCGCCGGUCGCUGGAUCCAAUUACUUCGCGAAUCGCGAGGCAAUCAAGCGGCAGGGCAGGGCUUGGCCGAUGCGUGAUCGGGCACCUUCGUGCUCCUAUGAAUUUCCGCUACCUGUAGGUUGCUUGCUUGACCUAAACUUAAUGGAUGUGUCGACGAAGAAGCUCUGCAUGCAAGUCGUGUGGCACGUGUACCUUGCUACUAGAACGUACCAUGGAUGGAAAAUGAAGCUGCUACCUACUCGUAAUCUCUACUAUAUAUACAUCGCUCGACCAAUGUGUUAUGCAAAUCAAGUUUCACGCACAGAGCUUGUCUUGUUUGUCGAGCUGGUCCCGCGGCACCUCACCAAUCUUGACGAGGGCAACGUUCAUGCUCUCAAGCUCCUUCAGGAGGUCCUUGAUAUUUUUCUUGACGUUCUUGUGCAGCUUGUACUCCCCCACAAGUAG
Messenger RNA from Triticum urartu, 820 nucleotides. The record is from RefSeq and is a predicted model, not a curated record. NCBI's taxonomy places the organism in Eukaryota, Viridiplantae, Streptophyta, Magnoliopsida, Poales, Poaceae.